Toxoplasma gondii ME49 is the source of this 2516-nucleotide messenger RNA. RefSeq names its product radical SAM domain-containing protein. Gene Ontology annotation, biological process: tRNA methylation; rRNA base methylation. Lineage: Eukaryota; Apicomplexa; Conoidasida; Eucoccidiorida; Sarcocystidae. The record is from RefSeq and is a predicted model, not a curated record. The transcript is spliced from 9 exons. Bases 303 to 2162 code for a protein of 619 amino acids. Gene Ontology annotation, molecular function: iron-sulfur cluster binding; catalytic activity.
GCACAAGAAGUUCGUUUCUUCUCAGCCGUCCGUGACGAUUCUUCUCACAGCAAGAUUACGAGGGUCUUUCUUUGCCUCGCCGGUGGUCUCUCGCUCGUUGCUCGCCGCUUUCCUUGCUCGACGUCCGUCGCGUCUUCUUUUCCCUGUCCGUCUCUCACUGUAUCGCUCUCCUCUGUCCAUUCGUUUGCUUCCUUUCUGUCUCUCUCCUUCCUCGUCUGUCGCUCUCCACUGCCGCAGUCUCUUCUCUGCCUUUUUCGGUUUUUUCCGACGCCUCCCUCUCUGCAGAGACGGCUGCUGUCACCAUGGCGCGCCGUCCGCCUGAGGCGGCCAGAGAGCAGGCCGUCGAUCUGGAGUCCGGCGCCUCUCGCUGUUCUUCCCAGACGUUCUCGGAGUCUUCUCCCGCUCCACGCAGAGAGAGUCGAACUUCAGUCUUCGACGCCUCUGCUCUCCUCUCUGCCCUGGACGGCAAAACUGUGCAUGCACAAAAGAUCUGGCGCUACGUCGUGCAGAAGAACGUCCAGGACUUCAGAGAGAUCCCCGAUUUGCCGAGGCGGCUGUACGCGACGCUCGCGGAGAACUUCUGUCUGCAUGCGUCUCGCGUUUUGCGGACGAAGACCAGCCGCGACAGAUCGACAACCAAGCUCCUGCUGGAGUUCCCAGACGGCAGCCAGAUUGAAACAUGCAUCAUGCGCUACGGCGCAGUGCAGUACGCUCUCUUUCCAGAGUCCAAGAGGCCAACAGAGAAAGAGAAUCACGGCGGAAGCAUAAAGGCGAGGGAAGAAGCAGAGGAAGGAGCAGAGGGAGGACAACAGGGAGACGAAGAAGAAGAAGGAGAAGAAGAAGGGGGAGAAGAAGAAGGAGAGAACGAGGAAGAAGCGAGAGCCGCUAGUGAGAAGCAGGAGAAGGCGGGAGAUGAGCAGCGGCUUUACAAGAGCAAUCGACGCGCGACGGUUUGCUUGUCUGCGCAGGUCGGCUGCCAAAUGGGAUGUACCUUCUGUGCGACGGGGACGAUGGGGAAGAAGCGCAACUUGGCGGAGUGGGAGAUUCUGGAGCAGCUUUACCACGCGAGCAGAGUUGAAACAAUUCGCAAUAUUGUUUUCAUGGGCAUGGGAGAGCCUCUGGACAACUACAACAGCGUCGUCUCGUCCAUUCGAUUCAUGACUCAGCCCAACAAGUUUGCAAUUGGGGGUCACCGCGUUUGUAUCAGCACUGUUGGUCUUCCCCACAAAAUUCGACAACUCGCCUCAGACCUCCCUGCCUGCCGGCUUGCCCUCUCGCUCCAUGCGCCAGAUCAACCAACGCGUCUGAAGCUCAUGCCCAGAGCUGCUGCUGGAUGGAAACUCGAGAGGGUCUUGGAAGCGACGGACGAGUUUGUGAAGCAGCAGAAGCGCCUGAACAGCACGGGCAUGAAGAACAUCGGACUGCUAGUCGAAUACAUCAUGAUUCAAGAUGUCAACGACACCCUUGAACAAGCACAUGCACUCGGGCGCAUUCUCCAGCCGCGUGCAGACGCAGUUAUUGUCAAUUUGAUUCCUUACAAUCCCACGGACGUUCCCUAUGAUUACAAGCCGUCGACCCAGGAGCGAGUUGACGACUUUUUGACGAUUCUGCGAAAGGAAUACGCCAUCAAGGUUCUCGUGAGGCAAACGCUCGGUCAAGACAUCGACAGUGCUUGCGGCCAGCUGGUGGUACGGGCAGGCCAAGAGGAGAGCCGAGGAAAGAUGUCAGACACGAGCGACGAGAGUGAGGAUGAAAGUUCGGGGGCUUCUCCUCAGUUGAAAGCCGAAGACCAAGGUUCAACGUCCAUGGCGUCCUGCGCGGAAGGGCGUCUCUCUCGAACGAGAAGCAGAGGCGAGGAAGACACGGACGAUACGUCAGCGGACUGGGUGGAGACUCAGACAACGACGUCUUUCCACUCUUGCUGGCAAGUCGUUAAAGAGUGGAUUGCACUUCCAAAGUGGAUGCGGAGCUACAAGAAUGUCAGCAGUGGAUGGUGGCCGACCCUAACAAGCGAUGCAGACGGGGAGGACGAGGAUAAUAACGGAGAAACCGAUGCAGAGCUUCAGCGGAAACAGGCAGUUUUGGCUGCUUCGCUGGCGGCGUUUGCCGGAGUCGCUGCCGCGGGGGUAACUCACUGGAUUUUGAGGCGCGCUCGAGUGUAGUGUCAUUUGCAAGAAUGCAGAAACGUUUUGUGUGGGCGAAGCUCGGCCGUUUCAAGUGCAAAUACGUCCAGAGCCGUGGCUGGGCACCCGCUGCUACACUCAGUUGUGAACAGACAUUGACAGAUUUCUCUUCUCGAUGUGGAGGUUCCCAACAAUGUUAGGUGCGGCUUCAGUGCUCGCACAGGCGCCACAAACGAUUACAAACGGCGCUGGCCUGCGCACGAUGAUCCAGGCGGCGGGACGCUUCGUGCGUACUUUUACGAAACGCUGAUCGUGUAAAAAACAAGCAACCACGCAGCUCCAGGCAUGUACAUUUCUGACGGGGAUACGCGAAAACGUCCCAAUUUAGCGGAG